GAUACCUUUCUCGAAACAAAAAAAUUUCUUACCUGCUCCUACUUGGUGACUGAGGGAAUUACUAAGACUCUCUUCUUGUUCAUUUCUGCGUAUUGUCUCAACUAUUCCUGACACUAUGAAUGCUAUUUGGAUGCCUCUUAAGUCUGUUCUCUGGGGAGGCAGUAAGGGGCUGUGGAGCUGGCCUCGGCACCGGGAGAGGCUGGACUUCCUGUCUCUCUGUGCUGAAUGGCUGCGAUGGCGCCCGCUCUCACUGACGCAGCAGCUGAAGCACACCACAUCCGGUUCAAACUGGCUCCCCCAUCCUCCACCUUGUCCCCUGGCAGUGCCGAAAACAACGGCAACGCCAACAUCCUUAUUGCUGCCAACGGAACCAAAAGAAAAGCCAUUGCUACAGAGGAUCCUAGUCUAGACUUCCGAAAUAAUCCUACCAAGGAAGACUUGGGAAAGCUGCAACCACUUGUGGCAUCUUAUCUCUGCUCUGAUGUAACAUCUGUUCCCUCGAAGGAGUCUCUGAAAUUGCAGGGGGUCUUCAGCAAGCAGACAGUCCUUAAAUCUCAUCCUCUUUUAUCUCAGUCCUAUGAACUCCGAGCUGAGUUGUUGGGGAGACAGCCAGUUUUGGAGUUUUCCUUAGAAAAUCUUAGAACCAUGAAUACGAGUGGUCAGACAGCUCUGCCACAAGCACCUGUAAAUGGGUUGGCUAAGAAAUUGACUAAAAGUUCAACACAUUCUGAUCACGACAAUUCCAGUUCCCUGAAUGGGGGGAAACGAGCUCUCACUUCAUCUGUUCUUCAGGGGGGUGAAGUAGGAGGAUCUGAAUCUGGGGACUUGAAGGGGGGUAUGACCAAUUGCACUCUUCCACAUAGAAGCCUUGAUGUAGAACACACAACUAUAUAUAGCAAUAAUAGCACUGCAAACAAAUCUUCUGUCAAUUCCAUGGAACAGCUGGCACUUCAAGGAAGCAGUAGGUUAUCACCCGGUACAGACUCCAGCUCUAACUUGGGGGGUGUCAAGUUAGAGGGUAAAAAGUCUCCCCUGUCUUCCAUUCUUUUCAGUGCUUUAGAUUCUGACACAAGGAUAACAGCUUUAUUGCGGCGGCAGGCUGACAUCGAGAGCCGUGCCCGCAGGUUACAGAAACGCUUACAGGUUGUGCAAGCCAAACAGGUGGAGAGGCAUAUACAACAUCAGCUGGGUGGCUUUUUGGAGAAGACUUUGAGCAAACUGCCAAACUUGGAAUCCUUGAGACCCCGGAGCCAGUUGAUGCUGACUCGAAAGGCUGAAGCUGCCUUGAGAAAAGCUGCCAGUGAGACCACCACUUCAGAGGGACUUAGCAACUUUCUGAAAAGCGAUUCAAUUUCAGAGGAAUUGGAGAGAUUUACGGCUAGUGGCAUAGCCAACUUGAGGUGCAGUGAACAAGCAUUUGAUUCUGAUGUCACGGACAGUAGUUCAGGAGGGGAGUCUGAUAUUGAAGAGGAGGAACUCACCAGAGCUGAUCCUGAACAACGCCAUGUACCCCUGAGACGCAGGUCAGAAUGGAGAUGGGCUGCAGACCGAGCAGCCAUUGUCAGCCGCUGGAACUGGCUUCAGGCUCAUGUUUCUGACUUGGAAUAUCGAAUUCGGCAGCAAACAGACAUUUACAAACAGAUACGUGCUAAUAAGGGGUUGAUAGUUCUUGGGGAGGCACCUCCCCCAGAGCAUACAACAGCAGACUUAUUUCUUCCACUUAGUUCUGAGGUGAAGACAGAUCACGGGACUGAUAAAUUGAUUGAGUCUGUUUCUCAGCCACUGGAAAACCAUGGUGCCCCUGUUCUUGGUCAUACUUCAGAAUCAUUGUCUACCAAAUCAUGUGGAGCACUGAGACCUGUCAAUGGAGUUAUUAACACUCUUCAGCCUGUCUUGGCAGACCAAGUUCCAGGUGACAUCUCUGAUGCUGAGGAAGUUCACCGGAACAGUACAAUCCGCUCUGGCUGUGAUGUGAAUCCAUCCUGUGCACUGUGUGGUUCAGGCAGUAUCAACACCAUGCCUCCUGAAAUUCACUAUGAAGCCCCUCUGUUGGAACGUCUCUCCCAGUUGGACUUCUGUGUUCACCCUGUUCUAGCAUUUCCAGAUGAUGUUCCCACAAGCCUGCACUUCCAGAGCAUGCUGAAAUCUCAGUGGCAGAACAAACCUUUUGACAAAAUCAAACCUCCCAAAAAGUUUUCACUUAAGCACAGAGCACCCAUGCCAGGCAGCCUGCCAGAUCCAACUCGUAAAGACAGGCACAAGUUGGUCAACUCCUUCCUAACAACAGCCAAGCUGUCCCAUCACCAAACCCGGCCUGACAGGACCCACAGGCAGCACUUAGACGAUGUGGGGGCUGUGCCCAUGGUGGAGCGAGUGACAGCGCCAAAAGCAGAGCGCUUGCUCAACCCACCGCCACCUGUGCAUGACCCAAACCACAGCAAAAUGAGAUUGCGAGACCAUUCAUCUGAGAGAAGUGAAGUGUUGAAGCAUCACACAGACAUGAGCAGUUCGAGCUACUUGGCAGCCACUCACCAUCCACCACACAGUCCCUUGGUGCGGCAGCUCUCCACCUCAUCAGACUCCUCCACACCCACCAGCUCUAGCCCACAGGUUACAACCAACACAUCUCAGCAGCCGGUAAGGAGGAGAAGGGGAGAGAGCUCAUUUGAUAUUAACAACAUUGUCAUCCCAAUGUCUGUUGCUGCAACAACCCGUGUAGAGAAACUACAAUACAAGGAAAUACUUACACCCAGCUGGCGAGAGGUCGAUCUUCAGUCUCUGAAGGGGAGUCCUGAUGAGGAGAAUGAGGAGAUUGAGGACCUAUCCGACGCAGCCUUUGCCGCCCUGCAUGCCAAAUGUGAGGAGAUGGAGAGGACACGGUGGCUGUGGACCACGAGUGUGCCACCCCAGCGGCGGGGCAGCAGGUCUUACAGGUCAUCAGACGGCCGGACAACCCCCCAGCUGGGCAUUGCCAACCCCUCCACCCCGCAGCCCGCCUCUCCUGAUGUCAGUAGUAGCCACUCUUUGUCGGAGUUCUCCCAUGGUCAAUCUCCUAGGAGCCCCAUUAGCCCGGAACUGCACUCAGCACCCCUCACUCCUGUGGCUCGGGACACUCCACGACACUUAGCCAGUGAAGAUACCCGUUGUUCCACGCCAGAGCUGGGGCUGGACGAACAGUCUGUCCAGCCAUGGGAGCGGCGGACCUUCCCCCUGGCGUACAGUCCCCAGGCAGAGUGUGAGGACCAGCUGGAUGCACAGGAACGGGCAGCCCGCUGUACUCGGCGCACCUCAGGCAGCAAGACUGGCCGGGAGACAGAGGUGGCACCCACCUCGCCUCCCGUCGUGCCCCCCAAGAGUCGGCAUCUAGCAGCAACAGUCACAGCUCAGCGCCCGACUCACAGAUGAGCGGAAGACAAGAAUCUAAACAGACUCACUAACUAUUGGCAUUAAAGCUUCAGAAAUCUCUGCGUUUGAUAUUCAAACAUCAUAUGCCGGAAAUUUUCACAGUUUUUAGUGAAUUUAAGGAAUUUAGAUCCUACUUUGGCAUUUUUUUUUCCUUGUUUUAAUUUUUGUUUUGUUUUUGUUUCCAUGUUUUCUUGUCACACACACCUGAGCACUUCCUCCAGUUGGCAAACAGAAGUUCAGGAUAAGACCCUGCUGGCCUGGUCCUGGCACAUCCUCUGCACUGUUGAAUCACUGGACUUACUGAUGUUAGAUGAUCACCCCUCUCCCUCACUCCUGUGGGCAGGGUGAGACAGCCACAUGGGCAGAGAGAACGGGAAGCUCCGGUUCAGCAUUGCCUUCUUUGGUGAGGGUGGGACAGAGCAGGGUGCUCUGGGCUCUUACCCUCUCCCCUCCCAUCUGUGGCUUGGCUCAGCUCUGGCCCUCCUGGCUGGCUCCCCCUUGGUUUUCUGUGCUGGAGCACCCCACCAGAGCCACUUUGCCAUAACUGCCAGCUGUUCUCAUUGAGCUCCCAAUGGCAGAACAACUUCCUCUGGCACGUAGAUCUUGGAGACCUGUUUUCGUUUCCAUUUUCAUCUAUAUUUGGUCAUCUCUGUCUUGACUCCUUAACUGCAGUAACCUGGCUGUGGCUGCUCAGGUUCCCACCAUCCUGCCCCUUGGCACCCUCGCAUCUGUCCCAUCCAUGCUCACCCCCACACACCAGUCCUUCCACUCGGAAUGGCUGUACCACCUAUCCUGAUCUGUGAAGGUGGGGUUAGGACUACUUAACCUCUGUUCCCACUCCCCUGCAAACCAGGGCAUCUGGGAAGUGAGCGGCCAGCUCCCCUGUGUAAUUUUGUGUUCACUGAUUCACUUGGUCAUGUUCCCCUCACGUCCAGGUCCCUGUCAGUGUCAAUUAGACUCUUCCUCUUUCACGUUCCCCUUGCCUGUGGAACAUGUCCUAGCUGUGGUUUCCGUCAUUCCCCUGUCACCCUUCUUUGUUAACCUUGUGCCUGUCUCAUGUAUAAUCACAUCACCAAAAAGGGGGAGGGGGGAAAGGACUUCUUUUUUUUUUUUUUUGCCAUUUUGUAAUCAUAUAAAAAAUAGUAGACAAACUGCUUAAUGGUUGGGGUUUUUUCACAAUUUUCAACAUUAGUGAUUUUUUUUUUUUCUGGUUCUGUUUGCAAGUUAAAGGGUUUGUCAUUGUUUCUUUAAAAAACAAUAAUGCACCAUAUCCCUAUGCAUAAAGUGCUUCUUCUAUUUAUAAGGUUGAAAAUUCUGAAUAACCCUUUUAGCAUUG
Messenger RNA from Propithecus coquereli (Coquerel's sifaka), 4741 nucleotides. It is a transcript of the gene KANSL1, whose product is annotated as KAT8 regulatory NSL complex subunit 1. Lineage: Eukaryota; Metazoa; Chordata; Mammalia; Primates; Indriidae. Bases 226 to 3405 code for a protein of 1059 amino acids. The transcript has 16 exons. Gene Ontology annotation, molecular function: histone acetyltransferase binding. Gene Ontology annotation, cellular component: NSL complex. The record is from RefSeq and is a predicted model, not a curated record.